ACUUCUCCAAAACCACACCGACAAAAGCCCCCAACCAACCUUUUGCCCUUCUGCCCUUUUUAACCGCCACGACCGCCUCUUGACCCUAUCCCAAUCCCAAUGGAGUCCGUUGCCUCCAACUCGACGCCCCGGCCCGGCCGCCGCCAUCAUCCGCCGGGCGAGCUCCUCGGGCCGCCCCAGCCGACCGUGGACCGGAUCGUCCGGGCCGUCAGCCACCACCUCCUGCUCCUCCACCGCUCCGAGUCCACCUUCUUCGUCCUCGGCGCCACCGGCAACGUGUACACCGUGUCGCUGUCGUCCAGCCCCGCGUGCACGUGCCCCGACCGCGCGACCCCGUGCAAGCACAUACUGUUCGUCUUCAUCCGCGUGCUCGGGGUCUCCCUCGACGACUCCUGCCUGCAGCGGAGGACCCUCCGGCCGUGCCAGCUCCAGCGGCUGCUCGCCACGCCGUCCUCGCCCGACGCGAUGGCGGGGCCCAGCCUCCGGGAGAGGUUCCACCGGGACUUCUUCCGGGCGAGGGCGAGGCCCGACGGGGCCGGGUUGCCCGAGGAGGUCCACGUCGAGGACGGGGCGUCGUGCCCCAUCUGCCUGGACGAGCUGAAGGAGAGAGGGGGCCAGAGGGUGGUGGCGUGCGGGACGUGCCGGAACCCGGUGCACGAGGAGUGCCUGCUGAGGUGGAAGAGGAGCCGGGGGCGGCGGCCCGCGAUCUGCGUGAUCUGCCGGGGGAGGUGGAGGAGGGCGGAGCAGGAGAACGCCUACGUGAACUUGGGGGCUUACGUUAGCCAGGACGAUCAAGGGGAGAGCCAUCAAAGCAUCUGCGGUGCUUUGAGUCUUCAAUAGCGAUCUGCCAUUGAAGGAGGAAUGGCCGAAGGGAUCGAUGCAGCGGACAGAACAGAAGCGAUGUUAACCUGCGAACACAAUCGUAGGAUGUCGAUGAUUGGUGUGUACAUAUGCAAAUGUAUAGCCUAGCCUCAAGUUAGAUGUUCCCCAACUUAUUUUCUGCUGACCGAGUAACUUAACCGUUCAAAUUCAGGUUUCUGUUUUAUUUGAGAUUGUUUUCUUUUUCAUGGAACAAAAUGCUAGUGGAAGCAACCUAUUGCGCAACGU
Messenger RNA from Syzygium oleosum, 1107 nucleotides. RefSeq lists its product as uncharacterized. The transcript has a single exon. Gene Ontology annotation, molecular function: ubiquitin protein ligase activity; zinc ion binding. The coding region runs from base 100 to 840 and encodes 246 amino acids. The record is from RefSeq and is a predicted model, not a curated record. NCBI's taxonomy places the organism in Eukaryota, Viridiplantae, Streptophyta, Magnoliopsida, Myrtales, Myrtaceae.